AGUGGAGGAAGGGAAGAAAAAAAAAAAAAAGCUCGAGCGAGAAUCAUCCCGGUGGGGACUGUCUGAAGAAGCGAGCUUGAGGGGAAAUGGCGGUCGAUAAAGAACUGCUGGAGUUGGACCUCUACGCGCUUCUGGGAGUGGUCGAGAAAGCGACGGAUAAGAGGUGCAUUCAUGGCCUUUGUGGAUUAGGAAAUUUGAGAAUUAAGAAAGCCUACAGACAGAAGGCCCUGACCUGUCAUCCAGAUAAACAUCCAGAUAAUCCCAAAGCAGCUGAACUCUUCCAUCAAUUGUCUCAAGCAUUAACAGUUCUAACAGAUGCAGCAGCAAGGGUAGCCUAUGAUAGAGUAAGGAAAGCCAAGAAACAAGCAGCAGAAAGGACCCAGAAACUUGAUGAAAGAAGAAAGAAAGUCAAACUUGAUCUUGAAGCUCGUGAAAAAGAAGCUUACUCCCAGGUUAGCAAGGAAGAAGAGAUUGAGAUAACUAGGACGUUAGAGCAAGAGAUCCAACGGUUACGUGAAGAGGGAUCUCGGCAACUGGAGGAACAACAAAAACUCAUGCAGGAACAAAUCCGGCUUGAGAAAGAGCGAAUACGAAGUAAACAAGAUGGGUAUGGAGGGAAUGGCACAGGAACACCCAAGCUCAAACUUCGAUGGAAGUGCAAGAAAGAAGAUGAAACUAAUGGAGGUUACUCAAAAGAAAUUCUACUGCAAAUUCUACAAAAGUAUGGUGAAGUUCUUAAUUUGCUGAUCUCUAACAAGAAGACUGGAAGUGCAGUUGUGGAAUUUGCAACAGUAAAAGCUGCUGAGAUGGCAGUGAAGAAUGAAGUUGGCCUAACAUACAAUCCUUUAAAAAUCACCUGGCUGGAAGGUCAACCACAGAGUAGCACAGUGUUUGCUGAUGGCAGUAUUCACCCACAUAUAUCCCAGGACUCAGUGGUUUCUGAGAGAGAUUAUGAAAGCCUUGUGAUGAUGCGUAUGCGGCAAGCUUCUGAGAGGCAGAAGCUAAUUGAAAAGAUGAAACAGGAAGAUGAAGAAGAGUCUUGUACAUAGUAGAAGGAGAAAUGGCAUUAUCAUGCAUUUUGGCUUAUAAUACCUAAACCAAUAAAAACUGUUGAAGGAAAAACUUCAAAACUACUGUAGAUUUCUUGGAAGAAUAACUGAUCACCCCAAUUAAGGGGAUAUAUAAAGUGAAAAUCUAUUUCAAGUUUUUCAGUGUUAAAUUACCCUAACAUCUGGAAUUUAUAUAGCAGCGGCAAAUCUGCCUUUUCAAAAUCCAUAUCCUUCCUUGUUCAUCACCAUGUUUCCCGACUCAUUGAACCAAUAUGACCUCUACAACACAUUUCCUAUGAUAGAAAACAUUUUCUACUCAUCGCAACUCAUGGCAAAUCUGACUUUAAAAGAUCAUUGUACUUCUCUAACUUAUUCUUUAUAAAUCCACAUAGAUAUAACAUACCUUUUUGUUUAAAAGAGUUCUAUAGUUACCUUAUUUUUAUCUUUGUAAUAAAUCUGUGAAAUUCAUUUGGUUGAAAGCUAGUUACAAGUUUACAAGCUCAAUUUCAUGGCUAAAUUAUGAUCUCAUCUAGGACUCUAAAUAAUACUGGUGGUCAUUCGUAGCCACCUACAUCACAAGGAAAUUGAACCACCUAUCACUAUUGACAAUGCAAUGUAAACAAAAAUAAAUUGUUACAAAGAGGGUUAAUUAUUUGGCACUUCUGGUUCAGCAAUAAAACUAUGUGAAACUACCACAGCUCCUUGAGUGAGGGAGAAAUGCUGCAUUAGAUCAGUGUAUUAGUCCCAUUACCUGCCAAUAUACAAGUUGUAUAUAUUAGUGUACCCUUCGGGAUACUCAUCAUUUCAGACUUUUGCUCCAGAUUGUCAAUUGGUAUGUUACAGGCUUUGAUGCCUGUAACUGCCUGGUAACAAACAGUUUGAGAUACGUUAGAUUGCUUUUACUAUUUUUUUAUUACUAUUUUAUGAGCUACUUAGGAAUGGUUUUCAGCAGACAUAGUGUAAAUAAUCCCAACAAUGAAAAAGCAAAUUGGUACAAUUAAAAACUAUACGGAACUAUUUAAAGAAUCUUUUCUACUAUUUUAAUACAUACCACGUAGUGAU
This is a messenger RNA of Thamnophis elegans (Western terrestrial garter snake), 2111 nucleotides long. It is a transcript of the gene DNAJC17, whose product is annotated as DnaJ heat shock protein family (Hsp40) member C17. The transcript has 12 exons. The coding region runs from base 87 to 1049 and encodes 320 amino acids. The record is from RefSeq and is a predicted model, not a curated record. Gene Ontology annotation, biological process: spliceosomal complex disassembly. Gene Ontology annotation, cellular component: spliceosomal complex. Gene Ontology annotation, molecular function: RNA binding. NCBI's taxonomy places the organism in Eukaryota, Metazoa, Chordata, Lepidosauria, Squamata, Natricidae.